AUGUGAAGGGAACUUCCUUGUACUUCGCCGUGAGCAGAAGUUUGUACUCUCACUGAUUCUCGUUUCCUUUUCUCCUUAGUCUAGCUUGUGAGUUCUCUCCUUUCAGCUCUCAUUACUUGGAGCCUUCACAGGAACACCUCAGCUAGUUUCUACAUUGUCCAGUUGUGGCUACAGCUUGGCACUACGAGCCAUGCUCUACACGGAACUGCUGCAGCUGUGGAACCAAGCAGUGCAGGCUGUGGAUAAGCGGGACUGGGAAGGUGCUCUCUCCAAGCUGAACCAAAUAACAGAGCCCACCUCCCGCACGCUCUUUGUUACCGCAUCUGCGUACUUGGCCCUCGGCCAGCUGGAGCCUGCCGUCAAGGCUCUGGAUCAGGUCAUUGCAAAGGAUGAGCGAUUAGCUGUGGGCUUCUUUCAGAGAGCUGGGGUUCACACGCUGAAUGGCAGACUGGAGGAAGCAUUAAGUGACUGUAUCUGGGCCCAGAAGUACAUGAGAGACAACAGUGUCAUAGACUAUAGACAGCUUGGAUUGCGCUACAAGCUCUACAGCUGGCAGGUCCUGUACAAUGCAGCAGUGGUUCAUUGCAGACUGGGUUUGUGGGAAAAAGCUGGCAGCAUCCUGGAGAAGGCUUCCAAGGAGAAAGGAGGACGUGCAGGGACAGUGGAGGUUGCCUUGGAAAGUCUUUCUAGGAAGGAGAUAUUGGACCCUUUGUUGGUCCCCGAGGGAGAGGUGUUUCGACCCAGGAAGCAGGAUAUAGAACAACUACAGCAGAGAGAUUUCCUGGGCAAAGCAAAGGUAAUUUCCUCUAUGAUCCCUAAUGAUGACUUUGGUGGCUUUGAACCUCUCAGGAUGCAGAAACCUGGAUACUAUGAACCCAAAGGAGACCCAUCUCAGGAUUCGUGCUACAUGCGACUUCGUAGCCCUUAUAUGGCCCAUGGUCCUGAGGAACUGUCCGUUCCUGGAGGCAGCAUCGUCUUCGUCUUUAGUAACGCAAAUGCAGAGGGCCUUGUUACUGUCAUUUAUGAUGGACAGAAAGGCCUGCUUCCACUCUCUCUGCUGGACCCUGUGGAUGUCAACAAGUCCAAAGGCAAAAAGAAGACAAAGAGUGUUCCCAGUGGAAUUCCAUUGCCACCAGGCCUCAAGCCACCCACUCGCCCACAGACCCAGUCUAGUGUCACUGCACAGCAGCCAGUGUCUCCACCUGUGUCUUCUCCUCCGACUUAUGCCAGCUCUACCUUCCCUUCUCAGCCGCCACCCAAGUACUCAGCCAUCGCUGACAGCUCUACUGAACAGGAACUUGGUUCACCGCAGGCCGAGGACGGGGACUCUGUUGUGCUCAAGGUACAUUACAGGUACACGGUGUCCCUUCGUGUCCCAAUGGAGACUACGUACAGCGCGCUGCAAGAGCAAAUUGCACACAAACUGGGGCAGAGUCCCACACACCUUCGCCUCAGACGUAGGCUGCAUGGGUCACAGGUUCUAAAACCACUGGAGGGGCAGGAAGAGCUUCGCACCCUCCUAGAAGGGGCAGAGAUGGGCAGGGCCACACUGUGGUGCCAGGCAGAGAACCCACUCGCCAGCAGAAGAAUCCUGUACCAGACUGUGGCACUGUAUGACUACAGUACUCAAGGACCAGAGGACCUGGAGUUCAGUGAAGGAGACACCAUUGAUAUCCUUAGCGAAGUCAAUGAAGAAUGGCUAGAGGGACACACUGGUGGAAACAUUGGCAUCUUCCCAAGAUGUUUUGUCUACCGGGAUUUGGAAGCUGGCGACAACACAGAGGGACAAGAGGCGGAGUGACCUAGGCCAAAAGAAAUACACACAGGAAUAACACUACACCUAUAUGAUGCUGUUUGCAUUUACUGUCUUAUCUGCCAUUAUGAUGCCUUAGGUACACUGUUGAAUUCUGUUAUAGCUACAAUUCACCUAUAAUAACAUAAAAAUAAAUCACUGUUAUGACAAAUAUAGAUGAGCUGCUAUGGAUAUCAAACCAUCUUUUUUAAAUCAUUCAUUGCACUUGCCAUGAUUUUACUUCAUCUGUGUAUGUCUAUGUGUGUUGAUUUCUUUAGAUCUAUGUGGUUGUCAGUAUGCCUACAGGCAUGUAUGAAUAUGUAUAUAUUCCAGUUGCCCUUUACUACCACUGGCUUAAUCACUUUUUUCCACUUAAUCAAAGGUUUUAUUACUCGGUUGUGCACUAAUGAUUUAUGACAUUUCUCAUACCAUUUUUAGUUACCACUAUUUUAUUUUACUUUUUAGGGAUUUAUGUUUUACUGUUGAUACAAAUUUUAUGUCAUAAACCUGUUACACAGUCAUUGUACCUGAUAUGUCACUGCUUACAUCAUGAUGAAGGCAUUCUGCUGAGACAUGUCCACACACACAUACACAUAUUGUCUGAGACUGC
This is a messenger RNA of Scleropages formosus (Asian bonytongue), 2402 nucleotides long. It is a transcript of the gene noxa1, whose product is annotated as NADPH oxidase activator 1. The transcript has 16 exons. The record is from RefSeq and is a predicted model, not a curated record. The coding region runs from base 191 to 1801 and encodes 536 amino acids. Gene Ontology annotation, biological process: superoxide anion generation. Gene Ontology annotation, molecular function: superoxide-generating NADPH oxidase activator activity; protein binding. Lineage: Eukaryota; Metazoa; Chordata; Actinopteri; Osteoglossiformes; Osteoglossidae.